AUGGCUGCUACAUUUUCUUACGCUCAAGCAGCCAAGGGUGUCAUUGCGACGCCAUCGGCGGCAAACCCGGCCUCUACAGAGCCGAAUAAGCCAGCUCUCAAGGCAGAUGAGCAGAGCACAAACUCGAGUGUGCAGAUGGAGCUAGAGACCACGGCUCCCACGGCAGAGACAUCUCAAGAAACAGAGAAGGCCGCUGCCAGUACCGACAAGGACUCGGAGAGCACAGCAACCGCUCCUUCUAAGACCAAUGUUUCCGGGACGUCCUCGCCUAGCGUGGGUCCUUCUUCCACGUCCACAGCACCAAAGGAAGAAGAGGGGUCGAAUACACCCAAUGGCACUUCCGAGUCCAACUGGGAUAAGCAGUCCCAAGCUUCAGGAACAGAUAAGCAGGGCAACGCCCAGGAGGCCAAGGAUAAAUCUAAUGCUUCCGACAAGGACAAGAAAGUCCCUCUGAAGGAGCUGAAAGCAGCACCCUUACCUGCAGUUAACGUUUGGCAGCAACGAAAGGAAGCUCAGGAAGCUAAGGCUAAAGCCACUGCGGCACUCAAGUCCGCUCCAUCUGCUAAAUCCAGUACAUCGAAAACCGCAUCUGUCGCCUCCUCGACAUCAGUCGAUAACCAUCAGGAGCUGCCGAAAACCGCCCCUAAGAAGAAGGGAACGGACGCUGCAUCCGAUGGUCCCAAGGACAAAAAGAGGGCCGACGGAGGCAAGGGACGGGAUGAGAAUGUUUCCAUCCCACCUGUGGGCGAUGCCUCUUCGUGGCCUACACCUCAAGUCGCACAAGGGGAAGAGAAGAGAAAGGCUCAGGAGAAGACUGAGAAGAGCCCUGUCAUUCGGCCGCACGGCAAGGAGAAAUGGAUGCCCGUUCCUUAUGUACCAACCGCUGUCUUCAACACGCCUUUGCCAUCCUCUGCGCGCAGGGGUGGAAGAGCUGGGCGAGUAGGAAGGGAUGGAGCUCGCAAUGCCACUCAUGGUACGCCUGGUGCUGAUAAGGCAGCCUCGGGACAGACAGCCCAAGGUUCUACUGCUAAACAGAAUGGCGUUGGAGACAGGGGAAGGAAUGAGCUCAACUCCGCUCGCGCAAACUCUCUACCCGCCCCUUCCAAGCGCUCUAACAGCGUUGACGCUGGACUGGCGGAUUCCCGCAAAGGCACCCAAGCUGCUGACCGAAACCGUGCACCUAAGGGAACUGAAAAUGUGAAUGGAUUGCCGGCUGGAAGACAAGGUGGUGGGAAUGAGAAUCUCCCACAACGACACCGUGGCGAUGCCAAGCCUUUCGCGAGAAAUCACGAUGCAGCCCACAAGGGCGGUGAUGGCACCUCAAAGAGCUCACAUCCCUCAACCGACGCGCACACUGGCCCUCGCGCUAGCUCCACUCACGACCGCCGCUUCGAGAAUGGGCCGAAGUCAGCGGACCUCGCAGGUUUCCCCGGAGAUCGCAAAGACAAGGACUUCUCUCGCGAAUCCCGUGCUGACAGAGGCCGGGGCUCUCACCGCGGACGUGGAGGACAUUCUGGCUUCACCGGCUCGCAAAACUCGCAGUUCCCUAACAAUCAUAUGGCGCACCACUCUUUCGUCCAUCCCAAGUCCUUCGGAUUUAAUGAGCGUCAGCGAUCUCAUCAUGGCCUUCCCAACGGCGCUCAACAAGGACAUAGAAUGUCUCUGAGGUCGCCUUCUCUACCGAACUCUGCUUCUAUGUAUGGCGUUUAUCCGUUCCCCGCCGAUAUCAACACUAUGUACGGUUAUCAACCGAUACCGGCUGGCCCAAUGACUGCGGUCCCUUAUCAACCGUACAUGGAACCGUUCUCUCUCAUGAGCAUGAUCUCGAUGCAAUUGGAAUAUUACUUUUCUGUCGACAAUCUUUGCAAAGAUCUAUUCCUCCGCAAGCAAAUGGACUCUCAGGGCUUUGUGCCACUGUCCGUCAUUGCUAGUUUCAAACGCGUCAAGACUCUCACCGAAGAUUUCGAAAUGCUGCGCCAUGCCUGCCGCCAAGUGAGAAACGUUGAGUAUCAGACCGGCGAGGAUGGCAUUGACCGGUUGCGACCAAGAGAAAAAUGGGAGCAAUGGGUUCUUCCCGUCGAGCAGCGCGAUCCUUCCGCUCAGAAUGAGGGCCCAUCCCUGUCAGCCGAUGCCGGAAAGUUUGAUGAGCAGAACCACGUCCACGAAACAACAAAUGGUCUGCCGAACGGUAGCACCGAGUCCCAGGUCUUGAAGACCUCAUUAUCUUCUACCGCGCCGGAAUUCUCGCCAUCGAAUCCAGUGAUUACCCAGACUGAAAUCGCAAAUGUAAGGGUCUCCAUUUAA
Messenger RNA from Aspergillus viridinutans, 2304 nucleotides. RefSeq names its product La domain family. Lineage: Eukaryota; Fungi; Ascomycota; Eurotiomycetes; Eurotiales; Aspergillaceae. Gene Ontology annotation, biological process: positive regulation of translation. Gene Ontology annotation, cellular component: cytosol; cytoplasmic stress granule. Bases 1 to 2304 code for a protein of 767 amino acids. The transcript is spliced from 3 exons. The record is from RefSeq and is a predicted model, not a curated record. Gene Ontology annotation, molecular function: RNA binding.